Talaromyces amestolkiae is the source of this 1743-nucleotide messenger RNA. RefSeq lists its product as uncharacterized. Gene Ontology annotation, cellular component: membrane. Gene Ontology annotation, biological process: transmembrane transport. The transcript is spliced from 2 exons. The coding region runs from base 1 to 1743 and encodes 580 amino acids. Gene Ontology annotation, molecular function: transmembrane transporter activity. NCBI's taxonomy places the organism in Eukaryota, Fungi, Ascomycota, Eurotiomycetes, Eurotiales, Trichocomaceae. The record is from RefSeq and is a predicted model, not a curated record.
AUGACAGGCCCCAUCGACCGGUCUGCCGACGAUGCCGCCCUGGCCCGUCUAGGCAAAAAACAAGUCCUCAAGCGUCGCUUUGAUUUUUGGUCUCUAUUCGGUUUCGCUGUUUGCGAAUUGAUUACAUGGGAAACUGUACUAGCCCUUUUCAGCCAGGGAUUUGAAAAUGGCGGACCUUCCGGGCUACUGUAUGGAUUCAUUAUUGCUUGGAGCUCGACAUUGUCCGUGUAUACAGUUAUCUCGGAAUUGGCCUCUAUGGCUCCUAUUGCCGCUGGACAGUACUACUGGGUCUAUAUGCUUUCCUCCGAGAAGUAUCGCGUGUUUGCUAGUUAUAUCAUUGGAUGGUUGACUUCGCUUGCGUGGAUCGCCACUGUUGCGACUGAGAGCCUGUUUGCCGGUGAGAUGCUCCAAGGCAUAGUGUUUCUGGAUUAUCCGACCUACAUACCCACAAGAUGGCAGGGAACCUUGCUGACGUGGGCUGUCGCUCUGGUAUCAACUUUUGUCAACGCUGUCAUCCCAAGCAUGUUGCCGCGCAUUGAGAUUGGUACGGUUGUGUUCCAUGUUGCCGGUUUUGUGGUCAUCAUUGCGCUGCUUUGGCACUAUACCCCGUCCUACCAUAAUGCCGACUUUGUGUUUCGCACGAGCUUGAACGAGGGCGGUUGGCCUACUCAAGGCUUGUCUUACUGCGUCGGUUUUUUGGGUAACGUCGCUACCUUUGUCGGUGCUGAUGCGAGCGUUCAUUUAGCCGAGGAGGUUUCAGACGCGGCGAGGACUAUUCCCCGAGUUAUCACUUCAAGCAUGAUUUUGAACGGUAUCGUCGGAUUUGCCAUGAUGCUUACUUUGUUAUUUUGUUUGGGUGACGUUGAUUCUGUUUUGGAAUCGGAAACGGGAUUCCCUUUUAUUCAGAUCUUCUAUAAUAGCGUUCAGUCAGUAGCCGGUGCUACUGUCAUGAGUGCCAUUGUUCUCAUUCUGACCUGGGCCUGCGCCACUGGUAUCAUCACCUCCGCAUCGCGCAUGACUUGGGCUUUUGCGCGCGAUCGUGGAACCCCAUUUUCCAGGAUUCUCAGCAAGGUUGAUCCUCGCACUCAAGUACCCAUUAUUGCCGUCGGAGUCGUGGUUGUCAUCGCCUGUUUGCUUACUCUCAUCAACAUCGGAUCUUCUACUGCUUUCAACGACGUCAUAUCACUUACCAUCACCGGUUUUUAUGGUAGCUACCUAGUACCCUCUGCUCUUCUGUUAUACCACCGACUCAAGGUCGGCAACAUCUUACCCUACGGAUCUGUUGUGGACGGACAAGAUCUUGGUGUCAGCAAUGCUGCCUCCGGAGUCCUGUCGCCUUCAGACAACGACGAACUUAACACCAACAAAGAGGAAAAAGUCGCAGAAAGCAAACCCGGAAACGGUAACACACCCAUCUCAGUCAUCGCCGCUGACGAACAGGGUCGAAUCACAUUUGCGCCUACCCAACUCGUCUGGGGACCGUGGCAUAUUCCCGGGCUGCUUGGAAUUAUCAACAAUGCGUAUGCAUGCAUUUACAUGGUCUUUGUCAUUUUCUGGUCUGUCUGGCCUCCUGCCACGCCCGUUGCGGCGGAUACCAUGAAUUACUCUGUGGUCGUCACUGGCGGCGUCAUUAUUCUUAGUAUCGUGUGGUACUGGAUCAGAGGACAUAAGGAGUACAAAGGACCGUUGGUUGACAAGGAGGUUAUUGAGAUUAUCCAGAGGACUCAAGUUGGAGUAGUAUAG